AUGCUGCGACAUUUUAUAGAGACAAAAAAGUUCAUUGAUGAGAAGCACUUUGAAGGUCCACUUUACGGGCUGCACAAAAUUGGCGACAAUACAUGGCCAAAUCUUAUAGGAAUGUUUACUGGACUUGAUUUAGAGGGAGUGGAGAAGACGAUACCGGACAGUAGAAAGUUGGACAACGUCCCGCUAAUUUUUAAAGAGUUUUCAGCUGCAGGUUACAUGAACACUUACAUUGAAAACAUGCCAAACUUUGGUUUGUGGACGUACCACUGGAAGAAUGGCUUCAUCCAUCAGCCCAUUGAGUACUGGAUGAGGCCGGUAAACAUUCUGGUGUUUAAAGAAUUACAACGCCACUACUGCUACAAAGAGAAACUUGAAAUGGAGCUUUACUUUGACUACUUAAUUGAUCAGAUGCUAGCUUUUCGACAAAGAGACCAGCACUUUCUCAGCAUUGUCCACAUGGCCUCAGUAACGCACGACUUUCUCAAUUACGCUCAGUACGCCGACAUGCCCGUUCUGCGCUUCUUAAAGCGAGUAUAUGAGCACCACCUGAACAGUAACACGGUGAUAGUCUUCUAUUCUGAUCACGGUCUGAGGAUGGGCCCGGUGAUGGUGACCGAAUCAGGAUACCACGAGUCGCGGCUGCCAUUCAUGUACUUUAGUAUUCCGCUUUCGUUGAAGCUAAAGGAUGAAAACGGAAAGGCGAUAGGGGAAACUCAAAUUCGGCAGACACUGCGUCUCAAUGCUCGUCGUCUGACCAGUCAGUUUGAUGUUCACGCGACGCUGAGGCACCUGCUGCUGGGACAGCCGCCGCCGCGCACAACCGCAGAUGAACCCUACGGUCGAUCACUAUUUACAGCCAUUCCACUAAAUCGAACCUGCCAAGAAGCGGGCAUUCCUGAUGAGUUUUGCCUGUGCCAUCCUUUCACUGAACUGGCCAACAGAGAAACAGUUUCGGCGCUGGCAAACUUCAUGGUUGACCUGCUCAACGAGAAGCUGCAAAAGUAUGCCUACAAAUGUGUCCCACUGAGUCUAGUUACAGUGCUCAAGGCGAAGAUUGCCGCUGACCUGACGAAUGACGGUAAGCCUAAAAUGCGACAGUUCCUGCUGCGAAUCGUCACAGCGCCAAAUACUGGGACAGUUGAAAUGGCCUUCAAAGCUCUGGCCGAUGCCAGUGGGCGACUAGUGGAUGGCACAAAAACGGCUAAAGCAGUCAGUGGCGUUCUUCGCCUGGACCAGUACUGGCAGCAAAGUAUUUGUGUUGCAAACACUGCCGUGGAGAGUAUUUGCUACUGUAGAAACUUGAUCAAAUAG
Molecule: messenger RNA, 1311 nt
Organism: Rhagoletis zephyria (snowberry fruit fly)
Lineage: Eukaryota; Metazoa; Arthropoda; Insecta; Diptera; Tephritidae
Source: RefSeq, a predicted model, not a curated record